This is a messenger RNA of Geosmithia morbida, 2241 nucleotides long. RefSeq lists its product as uncharacterized. The transcript has a single exon. Gene Ontology annotation, biological process: protein phosphorylation. NCBI's taxonomy places the organism in Eukaryota, Fungi, Ascomycota, Sordariomycetes, Hypocreales, Bionectriaceae. The record is from RefSeq and is a predicted model, not a curated record. Gene Ontology annotation, molecular function: ATP binding; protein kinase activity. The coding region runs from base 1 to 2241 and encodes 746 amino acids.
AUGGACGAAAUUGAAGACCUUCGACGAAGACUUCAGGACGCUGAGCGUCAACGCGAUGAGGCCGAGCACCAACGCAAAGAGGAGCAACGCCGCCGUGAAGAGGAGCAACGCAGCCGCAAAGAGGAGCAACGUCGUCGCGAAGAGGCAGAAGAACUUGCAGCGACAUCACAACAACAGACCCUCCAGCAAUAUCUCGAAAGCUGCCACUCGCUCCAUCUUGCCAUGAAAGUGGUGACUGACCCAUUCUCGACCACGCAAGGGGUAACUACCUAUCCCGUCGGCCGAAUCUUCCCUCGACGUAUCGUACCCUGGGAUGACUUCCCGGCCCUACAGGAGGAGAUCUGGAACAUGAUCCCGGACGACCUGUUCUCCCUCCCUGUGUUCCCGUCACGGCACCAGAUGGAAUACGUGAAGGACUCCCUUGAGCCUAUCAGCAGCGAGCUUGGGCUCCGGUACUUUGAGCAUCAAGCUGUCGAGUACGCGGUCCGAAGGUUGGUCAACCAGGCAUACACAGAUCCGCAGCUGCGGAGCCACCUCGGCCUCCUGGGAACUGUGACGUUUGAGAGCCACACAAACCUCGGUGACACCAUCUCAGCACAUAUGGAGGGCCUAUCUCCCGGAGACGGCGCUCCCGCAGCGAGGCCGUCUUCUGGGCAACCGCCAAGGAACCGCCGCAGAGCGAGGGGAAAGGGCAAUCUGGCAGACCAGUACUGUAUAUGCAGGAUGUCGGACGGUCAGAAUGUGCCAGUGCUCGCCAUCGAGUACAAGGCACCGCACAAGUUGAGUGUUGACGAGGUCGUCACUGGCCUUGGUUCAGGGAUCCAGCCAGAACACGACGUAAUCAACAAGGAGGGCGAAGGUUUCGGCUUCGCAGCCAGGAGACUAGCGGCCGCCGUCGUCACGCAGCUCUUCUCCUACAUGAUCGGCAAGGGCAUACAGUACGGCUACGUAUGUACCGGGCAGUCGAUCGUCUUUCUCUAUAUCCCAGACGAUCCUUCUACAGUCUAUUUCUCGGUAUGCGUACCAAACCAGGAUGUGCUGGAGGAUGACGAGAUGAGGCUCUACCGCACAGCCGUGGCACAAGUUUUUGCCUUCACCCUCCAAGCCCUCCGCGCGACGCCGCCACCCGAAGCGUGGCACGACGAGGCUGAGAAGCUUGGUCUCUGGGAGGUCGAGUAUGAUGACGUUCUCAAGGCCAUCCCCGCAUCGGACCGUAAACCCAAGGAGCCACGUGCCUCCCCCUACAAGCCGCAGCGCUGGAAGGGGUUCAAGAGAACGCCGAUCCAGACUCGCUCCCGCUCCCGCUGCCAGCCACCAGACUCUGCUAUACAGCCAGAUGAGGCUGACGAUGAUCCACCUUCCCCAACCCCGAAUACCGGCAACCAGAGAAGAGCGCCGACAAGAGCAGCAACAGCAACGGCAGCUGGCUCUGGCAAACGGCAAGGCAAGCAGCAACAGUCAGGAUCGGCAUCCAAGCCGGACAUCCAGAGCCGGCGAUACUGCACGCAGCGCUGCCUUCUAGGGUUGGCAUACGGUGGAGCCAUGGACAGAAGCUGCCCCAAUGCGGAUUCUCAUGGGAAGAUACACCUGGAGCGAACCGAGUUCCUUCGACGCAUCCGGGAUCAGCUGGCCGUGGACCGGGGCCGUGACGCAGACUGCACCCCGCUCCAUCGGUCGGGAGCCCGUGGGUCCUUGUUCAAGGUCCGGCUGUCGUCUCACGGCUACACGCUCGUGGCCAAGGGCAUGGAGUGCAUGGACGUGGGCCACUUGCAGCACGAGAACGACAUAUACGACCAGCUCCGGCUCAUCCAGGGGACAUAUGUGCCCGUAUGUCUCGGCAGCACGGAUCUGGUGCGGCCAUACUACUAUAAUAGUGGUGUCUACGUACGCUUCUUGUUCCUCAGUUGGGCCGGACAGCCGCUGUCUCACUGUAGCGACCCGGCUGGCAUGGGCGACGCCGUGAGCAAGGCAUUCAGGGCACUGCACAGAUUUGAUAUCCUUCACCGCGACGCGGAGCCACGAAACAUACUUUUCGAUACGGAUAGCGGCAAUCUCAUGAUUGUGGAUUUUGAGCGUGCAGAGUUCCGCGGUCGCCAGCAUCUUGGCUCGAUCGACCUUAACGUUCACCGGAAGAGGAAGCGUGGGAUGCAGAAGAAAGAGAAGGAUGAGUUUGCAAAAGAGUUGGGACAUGUCGUGGGGUGUGUUCAAGGUUUGCGGCCUGAUCGUUUGCCUGUUGGUUAG